Molecule: messenger RNA, 706 nt
Organism: Taeniopygia guttata (zebra finch)
Lineage: Eukaryota; Metazoa; Chordata; Aves; Passeriformes; Estrildidae
Gene: CALML4
Product: calmodulin like 4
Cellular component (GO): myosin II complex
Molecular function (GO): calcium ion binding
Source: RefSeq, a predicted model, not a curated record
UUGAAUUGCAAAUGCUUUUCCCGGCAGACAGGCGGGAUCGGGGCUGAGCUCCGUGGCUAUGGCAGCGCGGUCACCGAAACUCCGCCCGCCGCGGACUCUGCCCCAAAUAAAAACCACCAACCCGCUCCUGCCGCGCCCCAAAAUCCCCGGGACUGGCCCCAAAACCCCGCGGAUUGUCCCCAAAACCUCACGGAUUGUCCCCAAAACCAUGGCAAAGUUUCUGUCCCAGGAUCAAAUUAAUGAGUUCAAGGAGUGCUUUUCCCUGUACGACACCAAGCAGAGGGGGAAGAUCCGGGGCUCGGAGCUGCUGGCGGUGAUGCGGAGCCUGGGAACCAGCCCCACGCCCGGAGAGGUGCAGCGGCACCUGCAGCUGCACAGGAUGGACAGGAACGCAGAGUUGGACUUCUCCACCUUCCUGAACAUCAUGUACCGGCAGAUGAAGCAGGAGGAGCCCCAGGAGGAGAUCCUGAGGGCCCUGGCCAUGCUGGACAGGGAGAAGAGAGGAGUGAUCGCCGUGCCCGAGCUCCGCGCCAAGCUCACCCGGCUCGGGGAGAAGCUCUCCGAGGAGGAAGUGGAUGACCUGCUGAGGGAGGCCAAAGUUGGGCCCAAUGGAACCAUCAAAUACGAGGAAUUUGUGCGCCUCGUUUGCCUUCCCUCGGUGGAUUACUGACACCAGAGUGGAUCUGCUGGAGCAGCACCUGCAGGG